UUCAUAAUUUAGAGAAAUAAAACUAGAUCAACAAAUGGAGCAGUUUCACCAUAUAAAAGAAUUCAGAGGCCAACGAUCUGAAAAUUAAACAGACCAAAACCAUCUCAUACCACUCUCUCAGCAAAUUGACAAAAGCUUCUAGUAUAUACGCGAGGCAUCAUCAACAUGGGAGAAGAAGCAAAAAGGUAUGCGGUAGUGACAGGAGCUAACAAAGGGAUUGGUUAUGGAAUAUGCAAGAAAUUGGCUUCAAAUGGAAUUGUAGUGGUGCUAACAGCUAGAAAUGAGAAAAGGGGUUUGGAAGCAGUGGAAAGAUUGAAAGAGUUUGGCCUCUCAAACUUUGUGGUUUUUCAUCAACUUGAUGUGACUGACCCUUCUAGUGUUACUUCUUUAGCACAUUUCAUCAAAACCAAAUUUGGAAAACUUGAUAUCUUGGUGAACAAUGCUGGUGUUCCUGGGGGAAUAGUAAAUGCAGAGAAUUAUCUUAAAAGGAAAAGGGGUGAAUUAUCGGAUUGGAAUCUAAUAUUGUAUCAAAAUUAUGAGUUGGCCAAAGAAUGUGUUGAAACAGACUUCUUUGGUGCAAAGAGAGUAACAGAAGCUCUUCUUCCCCUGCUCCAACUAUCCACUUCACCCAGGAUAGUCAAUGUAUCUGGUCAAAUAGGACUAUUGAAGAACAUACCAAAUGAGUGGGCAAGAGGGGUUUUUAGUGAUAUUGAGAACCUCACAAGUGAGAAGCUUGAUGAGGUGUUUAGAGAGUUUCUUAAAGACUACAAAGAAGGGUCAUUGGAGUCCAAAAAUUGGCCAUCUGUUGUUUCUGGAUGCACCAUGGCCAAAACAGGUGUGAAUGCCUACACAAGGAUGCUGGCUAAGGAUUUCCCUCAUUUUCGCAUAAACUGUGUAUGCCCUGGCUCUGUCAAGACUGAUAUAAACCAUAAUCAAGGCUUGUUAAGCAUUGAUGAAGGUGCUGAAAAUCCUGUUAGGCUAGCAUUGUUGCCAGAUGAUGGUCCUUCUGGCCUCUUUUUUUCAAAGGAUGAGGUGAUUUCCUUUUGAUCAAUCAUGUGUUUUGGGUACCAACAUUGUCUUUCAAUGUGAUUUUGACAAAAUAAUUUGGAUACAUAAUAGUGUGUAUUAAAUACAUUAUCGUUGUUGCGUAUUAAAGCAAUAAACUAAGUUUUCUUUUAA
Messenger RNA from Cajanus cajan (pigeon pea), 1179 nucleotides. RefSeq names its product (+)-neomenthol dehydrogenase. The record is from RefSeq and is a predicted model, not a curated record. Lineage: Eukaryota; Viridiplantae; Streptophyta; Magnoliopsida; Fabales; Fabaceae. Gene Ontology annotation, molecular function: oxidoreductase activity, acting on the CH-OH group of donors, NAD or NADP as acceptor. Gene Ontology annotation, cellular component: membrane.